UGCACAUCUUGUAUCUACAAUGCUAUAUGUCAGUAGCGUAGCAGGAGGCCAGACUGCUUAUUUAUCAUCACCAGUUUUAUUUCACAAUAUCAAAAACAUGACCAUUGGACCUCUUGUGACUUUUUCAACAAAUCGUCUGUCUAUUUUCAACAUUCCUUUCACUGAGUUUUCCACGAACUCGUCAGGGUGCGGUAGAGGGUCGCGUAAGCGAGCAAGAGUCGGUUACUGGAAACGGACUUUGGCUUGUAAGUUGUGGAGUCUUGACCCGCGUUUGACCGGCAAAUGACCUGAUGACCGGCACUUCACACACCGUCUGACCAUAGAUUUUGCCAGUUUUCUGCUCCUUGGAAGAGAAUCGAUCAGCGAUGUCGCUGGGCUACCCAAUUGGGGGGCCUCAUCCCAAUCCACUGCCUGACGUGGAUGUCAAUUGCACCUUGCACAAUGGGGUGCCGUGGGUGUGGCAUGUGUUUGGCGAGUGCGUUGUGAACCAGCUGCAGUACGCAGGGUUCUUCCUCGGUCUUAUCUCCAUCCUCUGCUGGCUGGUGGUCUUCCUACCUCAGUUCUACGAUGCCUUCAAGCACGGCAAGAUGGAUGAGGCCAUCUCCCCGGUUUUCCUCUUCCUCUGGUUGCUAGGUGACGUGUCCAAUCUGGUGGGCAGUUUACUCAGCAACCAGCUAGGAACACAGAUAGCGGUGGCUUAUUACUACAUUGGAAUGGAUUGCCUGGUGCUAUUGCAGUUCACGUACUACUUCAUUAAAAAUCGGAGAAAGAGACGCAUGUCAGGAGAGCUUCGUGUCAGUUACGACAGCAUGGCCAAGCCCAACCGAAAUCAGGUCAUCUACUGUGUGGGUGGUCUCUUCUUGUUGGCCAGCACCACAUGGUUCUCACUACUGCCAUGGCGACAAGGGGCAGUGCAUCCUGGGAGCCGGGCCACGGGCCGGAUGUUACUGGGGCUGGAAAACGAGCCGUCCACCAUAUGCAAAGUUACCUUCCUGAACACGAGGGAAUGCAUGUUUUACAGUGAUACAGAGAUAAUCGGCUAUGCAUGUGGAUGUGUAUCGGCAUUCUUCUACUUGGCAUCCAGAGUCCCUCAACUUUACAAAAAUUACAAGCGAAAGUCGGUGGAGGGCGUGGCUAUCAUGAUGUUCAUCCUGACGGUUCUCGGCAACGUUUUCUACGGCCUGUCCAUCCUCUUGGAGGACACGUCAGUCGUUUUCAUCCUGAGACACCUCCCCUGGCUCGUCGGUAGCCUGGGCACGCUCUGCUUCGACUGCGUCAUGCUGCUGCAGUUCCGUCUCUAUGGAAGGCGCCCAUCAGGGUAUGUUGGACUCAACGAGGAUGAGUCGAGAGGCCUUCUGACUCCCAAGGUACGAUCCGACGAUGAGGGCUUCUACAGACCAGCCUUGGAAGUAGACACUUAGGCUCAAAUAAUUGUUGAAAAAUCUGUUAGGGCAUUUAAUGCUAAGGUGUGGUUUGGACUGAUGGCAGUCUUGAUUGGUCGGGCUUACUUCGGCCUGUACUGGGUUUCUUGCCAGAGUUAUGUUGUUGGAAUAUUUGCAUUGUGAAUACCAAAAUGCACUCCACCUUGACACAAGAAAUUUGGGCAUGGCAUUGAUGUGCUGUCAUGUGUAUGUAUGUGUGUGCCAAAUCAACCAAAGGGAUCAAGUUUGAAUUAAGAAAUUUGAAAUAUUUGAAUGUCAGUUGGUAAGAAAUUUGAAAUAUUUGAAUGUCAAUAGGUAAGAAAUUUGAAAUAUUUGAAGUCAGGGUACGGUAAGGAAUAGCGACAUUAAUAUCAGCAGCAUUUGGCAGAGGAAGUGGGGAGUUUUAUGAUGCUCCCCCCCCCAAGUGGCGGGGUCAUCCUGAAAGCCCUCAUCCCUUUGGAACCACAUCAGCAAAUAGUCCUGAGAAACCCUCACCAAAUGACUACAGGUACAGUAUAUAGGCCGGUGCACUGACGAUGUCACACUUCCUUUACACAUGCACUUUCCUGUGGAGCCAGACGGGGCCCACUGCCGGACCACUGAGCACCGUAGGAAGGCACGCUCAUAAUAAGUGUGGCAUUGUCAGUACAGAGGUCUGGUGGGGAGGCGAUAGUCAUGUUUGGGAUCGGUCAACAUCACCUCAGAAUUUCUCCCGGUGGCCGUACCUGGUGAGACUCGGUGUAGAAAGAGCCGACUUUGUGACAUCUACUUCCGUCUUUGUAGUCGUAUCAUUACUGCCCCCAGGUGCCGUCAGAUUUCCUGUCUCCAAUUAUUUUUCUUUGGGGGCAAUUGGACAGUAUCCGAGCAAAACUGAAAUCACCGUACAUUGUUUUUGGCAUCUCCUUUUUUUAAUACUGAGCUAAUGUAUCCAUAAUUUCUGCAUCUGCAUCUUAUCCUAAAUGACAACAAUAUUUUUGUGCGAUGGUUUUCCAGAAAGUUGUUUAUUUUUUAACAAUUUGUUUGCAUUGAAAAGGUUUUGUGAACAGUAAAUUAUUUCUCGGGAAAUUU
Messenger RNA from Acanthaster planci (crown-of-thorns starfish), 2489 nucleotides. RefSeq names its product solute carrier family 66 member 1 (gene slc66a1). The record is from RefSeq and is a predicted model, not a curated record. NCBI's taxonomy places the organism in Eukaryota, Metazoa, Echinodermata, Asteroidea, Valvatida, Acanthasteridae. Gene Ontology annotation, cellular component: membrane. Gene Ontology annotation, molecular function: basic amino acid transmembrane transporter activity.